AUGGUUAAUGGAUUUAUUCAUAAAAGUGAGGGAGGAAUUUUAAUUUUACCUCAAAAAAGAUUUACUUUAAAUAAUUAUUUAUGGAAUCCUCGUUCUUGUUUUUUCCGUAUAUUAUUUACUUCAAUUAUUUGUUUUAUUUUUAUUAAAUUUAUAUUUUAUCAAUUUAAAGAACCUUUAUUCGUUUUUAAAACUAACAAAACAAUUAUUCCCUCAAAAAAUAAAUUUUUAAAUUUUACAAUAAAAUUCUCAAAUGUUCAAAAAGAUUAUUUGAUGGAAGAACCUUUUAUUGAACCUUGUAAAGGAAAACAAAUAAAAUUAUUAGUGUUAAUUAUGAGUAGAAGAGAAACUUUUUAUAAAAGAAUGGGAAUUAGAAAAAGUUGGGCAAAAGAUCUGCUUGAAGGAAUAAUUAUUCGCUUUGUCAUUGGUGGGCCAAAAUUAAAAGAAGAAAACAGUACAUUAUUAGAAAAUAAAUUACAAGAAGAACAAAAAAAUUUUGGAGAUUUAAUUCGUUAUAAUAUUGAAGAUGGUUAUAAUAAUUUACAUUUUAAAAUGGGUGCAGCCUAUCAAUGGCAACAAAAAUUUUGUUCGAAUGCAGAAUUUGUUAUGAAAACAGAUGACGAUACAAUCGUUGAUUUACCUAGAUUAGAAUUUUGGAUUGAGAAAAAAUUUAAUAACGACAUUGCUCAAAUACCAAAUAAAGCUGCUUUCUUUGGAAUGAGAUUGGAGCAUUUACCACCAAUUAGAAAUCCAGGCCAUAAAUGGUAUGUUUCUUUUGAGCAUUUUCCUGGCAAAACAUUCCCCAAUUAUAUGCAAGGAGCUAGCUAUUUUGGAAACGGAAAAGCAAUUAAAUUAAUUAUGCAACACACAAAAGAAGCUAUUGGAUUUAAUAUGGAUGAUAUUUUAUUUACUGGAACUUUGGCUGAAAUUGCUAAUGUUUCUAGAAUUGAUUAUGCUUGGACUCAUUUUAGAGGGGGAAAUAAUUUAAUUGAUGACGAACAUUGUGAAGGUGGAAUUCCAACAGUUCUUACUUAUUUUAAACAAUUCCAAAAUAAAGAAGAAUAUAUUGAAUCUUAUAAAGAAAUGCAUUCAUUGUCUUGCAGUUAA
Meloidogyne enterolobii is the source of this 1104-nucleotide messenger RNA. The record is from the annotation of a GenBank genome assembly. NCBI's taxonomy places the organism in Eukaryota, Metazoa, Nematoda, Chromadorea, Rhabditida, Meloidogynidae.